Platichthys flesus (European flounder) is the source of this 1798-nucleotide messenger RNA. It is a transcript of the gene pisd, whose product is annotated as phosphatidylserine decarboxylase. The transcript is spliced from 8 exons. Gene Ontology annotation, cellular component: mitochondrion. The coding region runs from base 98 to 1234 and encodes 378 amino acids. NCBI's taxonomy places the organism in Eukaryota, Metazoa, Chordata, Actinopteri, Pleuronectiformes, Pleuronectidae. Gene Ontology annotation, biological process: phosphatidylethanolamine biosynthetic process. Gene Ontology annotation, molecular function: phosphatidylserine decarboxylase activity. The record is from RefSeq and is a predicted model, not a curated record.
AUACCUCCCUCCUCCUCCUCCUGUGUCACUACUUCUCUCGUGUCAGUGAACACAUCAGCUCUUUCUUCUUCUGGUUUUAAUUCCUCAACUGGUCCGAAUGUGUCUGCGGCCAUCUCUCUCUCUCUCUCCGGCGGAGGUCUCUCGCUCAUGGCUGCAGGUCCCUCGUUUGGAUCUCCGUCAUCGUCUGAGCGCGCUCCGUGGCGGCGUGUGUCAACCCGCCCCGUGGCGCCGUCGGCCACUUGCCUUCCUCUGCUAUGUCUUGUCCAUCAGUGCCCUGCGGCCGCUGUCCAAACGGGUGGCGUUGUACCGCUCAAUCCCGACUCGCCUGCUCUCUCGGGCCUGGGGUCAUCUGAAUGGCGUGAAGCUCCCCAACUGGCUCCGUAAACCUGUGUACUCGCUCUACAUCUGGACGUUUGGGGUCGACAUGAAGGAGGCGGCAGUGGAGGAUUUACAUCAAUACAGGAAUCUGGGGGAAUUUUUCCGUCGACGUCUCAAACCUGCUGUGAGGCCGCUCUGCGCCUCCUCCUGCCUGAUCUCUCCAGCAGACGGGCGGGUCCUGCACUUUGGUCAGGUGAAGAACUCGGAGGUGGAGCAGGUGAAGGGCGUCACCUACAGUCUGGAGAAGUUCCUGGGUCCACAGGAGGGGCGAGGCCAAGAGUCCUCCCUGUCCUUCAGGGAACGCCUCCUGACGUCACCUGAUAACGACCUGUUCCACGUGGUGGUUUACCUGGCGCCAGGUGAUUAUCACUGUUUCCAUUCGCCCACAGACUGGAAGGUGGAGCUUCGACGACACUUCCCAGGCUCGUUAAUGUCGGUUAACCCUGGUGUGGCUCGUUUGGUCAAAGAUCUCUUCUGUCUUAACGAGCGUGUGGCGCUCACCGGCCAAUGGCAGCACGGCUUCUUCUCCUUAACGGCGGUCGGAGCCACAAACGUAGGAUCCAUCCGGGUUUACUUCGACCAGGAGCUGAAGACCAACACCCCCCGCUACAGUAAAGGCUCGUUCCACGACCACAGUUAUGUUGCCAAUGGCAACAAUGUGAACAGUGUGUUGACAGCGGUGUGUGAGGGGGUGGUCCCUGUGGAUGGGGGCGUGGCCUUGCAGAGGGGGGAGGCUAUCGGGGAGUUUAACCUCGGGUCCACCAUCGUUCUGUUGUUCGAGGCGCCCAAGGACUUUAAAUUUAACCUGCAGCCGGGACAGCGAAUCAGAGUGGGGGAGGGGCUUGGCAGCUUCUGAUUUGCUGACGCGUGGGAGGUGCCUGAUGACAUUUUAAGGCAUUGUGGGUAUUUUUCUUUGUAAGAAAAGACAUGAAGAGGAAAUGUUUGUUUGCCUCAUGAUAGCAAGAUGCCAAACCUCUCUCUCUCCCCCCGCUAUCUCUCCCCCCCCCUCUCUCUCUCUCUUUGUGUUCUCAUACAGACCCUCCACAGAUUGUCUAGAGUUCAGUGCAGGUCUGAGAACUCAUUAUGUCCUUCGUCAAACUUUCUGAGCUUCAUUUAACAAAAAGACAAAUUUAUAUUUUUCAUAACGUAAAAAUUUAUGUUAAAUAUGAAAUAAAAUGUUGUCCGUCCAUUCACUGCUGGAAUGUUUGAAGGUUUAUUGAUCACGUUUUAUAACCUACUGAUGGUUUCGCUUUAAAGAAAAAUUAAUUAUUCUUAUUAUUUUCUUCUGUUCUUGUUUUUUCUUUCGUUAUAUAUUUAAUAUAAAUAAUACAAUUUAAAAUACAAAAACUAGUUAUACUAUAGUAGAUAUAGAUGUUUUUUAACGGCUGUUUUUAAUUGUGAAUAAAUAAUGGAAAUUGUG